Molecule: messenger RNA, 794 nt
Organism: Moneuplotes crassus
Lineage: Eukaryota; Ciliophora; Spirotrichea; Euplotida; Euplotidae
Source: the annotation of a GenBank genome assembly
AUGGAGACUUCAAGUCAAGAAAUUGAAGACGGGGUUAAUAUAGCGACAGCUGUUAGGAUCAGACCUAUGCAUGCUGCAGAAGUUGUGAAUGAGCUGCCUUCAAGCAUCUCAGGUUGUACUACCAGUAAUAGAGUUAUAUGAGAUAUGAGCCAUAAUUCUAUUUAUUCAAAUUCACCUAAAGUAUUUGGAUAUGACCAUGUCUUUGAUGAAUACUCUAGUCAGGAAGAAGUCUACACUCAAGCAGUCGCAUCUUUGGUGGAUUCAUUCUUGGAUGGAUAUAACUCAACAGUGUUUUGAUAUGGAGAAGGAGGAUCAGGCAAAACAUAUACUCUUUUAGGGGAUGAUUGCUAUUCUUCAAAAGAUCAAAGAGACACUGGUAUGAUCGAUUAUUGACUUCAACAAGUAUUCAAUGAGAUAGUCCGAUUUGAAGAGUGUCAAUUAGAGCUUGGAUAUUUUAUGAUAUGAAAUGAGAAAAUUUAUGAUCUUAUUAGCUCUAAAGAUGAAGCUCUUACUGGUAAUGUCAAAGAUUUAUCAAAAAGAUGGAAAUAUGAGAUUAAUUCUAUUGAAGAAGUGAAUGAAUUGAUAGACAAAGGAAACCUGAAAUAUUGGAAAAUCAGGGAAAAAUAAAUGUGCUACCAAAGCUCAUAAAAUCUUUCAAAUUACUCUUACAACAAAAGUCAUCUCAGCUGAAUUAGCUUUAAUUCCUCGAACUCUGUCAUUGGUAGAUAUGGCAGACAGCUCAAGAAUUUCAAAAGCAUCUGCUUGAGGUCAGACUCUCAAGGAAGCAGUUUAAC